Molecule: messenger RNA, 345 nt
Organism: Didymodactylos carnosus
Lineage: Eukaryota; Metazoa; Rotifera; Eurotatoria; Philodinida; Philodinidae
Source: the annotation of a GenBank genome assembly
AUGCGUCGUCUCUCGUUAACUAUAAAGCAUGAUGUGAUGGAUGCAAAUCAUCAACUUUUCACCAAUCAAAUAUUUUCUAAAACAAACAAUUGUAAUUAUUUGAAUACUACGACAACGUCAUUUUCAUCGUUCGAAACAUAUUUUUCGAAUUCAUCUGAUCUCAUUGAUCAUGAUGAAGAACAUGAAGACGAUGAUAAUAAUGGUCCUGAUGCCAGUGACGGUAUUGAACAUUUAUUGAGCAGUAAAACAUGGUUAAUAGUUACUGCGGAGCCAAUAAUCAGUGCUCAUCAAACAUUUUAUAAUCAAAAUAAUGAUUCACGAAAGGCGCUCCAUUUGUACAACUAA